UUUCGUCUUCUUCACCGUUGUAAUGCGGCUGUUGCGGUUGAGAACCAUGUCCCCCGCCGCUUUCCUCCUCUCCACGUCCCACUCUUCUCUUCUUCUUCGAAACCCACACUCUGAUUCCUUCUUCUCUCCUGUAUCCAAUCGGUUGCACUUCCAUGCCCGUUUCCCCAAUAUCCUCUCCUCUACCGCCUGCCGCACCGCCUCUCUCCGUUCCUUUGCUUCCCUCGCGACUUCGGAUAAGAUCAAAGUCCGGAACCCAAUCGUCGAGAUGGAUGGGGAUGAAAUGGCACGGGUAAUUUGGAAUAUGAUAAAAGAUAAGCUUAUAUUCCCGUAUUUGGAUUUGGAUAUCAAGUAUUUUGAUCUGGGAAUCCUCAACCGCGAUGACACAGAUGACAAGGUUACCAUUGAAAGUGCGGAAGCCACCCUCAAAUAUAACGUCGCUGUGAAAUGUGCCACUAUAACACCUGAUGAAGGUAGAGUUAAGGAGUUUAAACUCAAGAAAAUGUGGAGGAGCCCGAAUGGCACUAUUAGAAACAUACUAAAUGGAACUGUUUUUCGUGAGCCAAUAAUAUGCCGGAAUAUACCACGCAUUGUUCCAGGUUGGAAGCUUCCCAUUUGUAUUGGGAGGCAUGGAUUUGGAGAUGUGUAUCGUGCAACUGAGAUGAUUGUUGAAGGUCCAGGGAAGCUUAAAAUGGUUUUUGUUCCUGCAGAUGGUAUAGAGCCUGUGGAGCUGAGUGUCUAUGAUUACAAAGGUCCUGGAAUUGCAUUAGCUAUGUAUAAUGUUGAUCAGUCUAUUCGUGCUUUUGCUGAGUCAUCAAUGGCAAUGGCAUAUAAAAAAAGAUGGCCUCUUUAUCUGAGCACUAAGAAUACUAUUCUGAAGACAUAUGAUGGCAGGUUUAAAGACAUAUUCCAGGAAGUAUAUGAACAAAAUUGGAAGGUGAAGUUUGAGGAACAAUCGAUAUGGUAUGAGCAUCGUUUAAUUGAUGACAUGGUUGCUUAUGCUGUAAAAAGUGAGGGUGGGUAUGUGUGGGCUUGUAAAAACUAUGAUGGAGAUGUUCAGAGUGACUUUGUUGCACAAGGAUUUGGUUCUUUGGGCUUGAUGACAUCUGUGCUGUUAGCAUCAGAUGGGAAAACAUUAGAAGCUGAAGCCGCUCAUGGGACGGUGACCCGCCAUUAUAGAGUAUACCAGAAGGGCCAGGAAACAAGUACAAACAGUAUUGCGUCCAUAUUUGCCUGGACAAGGGGUCUUGAGCAUAGAGGGAAGCUGGAUAAGCAUGACGAGCUGCUAGAUUUUGUGCAGAAGCUCGAGUCUACUUGUGUGGAGACUGUAGAGAGUGGUAAAAUGACCAAGGAUCUAGCUAUCAUUGCUCAUGGCCCUAAGGUAUCAAGGGACUUUUACCUGAGCACUGAGGAAUUCAUUGAUGCUGUUUCUGAGAAUUUAAACAAGAAGCUUCAACUUGCUGCUGUCUAGCAAUUAUUAAGGGAUAUUAUUCUCUUGAUUAUCUGCCCGAUGUGAACUGAUCCACACUGAAGAUCUGGCCGAUGCAGAGCAUUUUUUUUUUAAACCAAUUUACAGAUCAGUGCAACCUCUCAGACUUUAGGAAAAUAAAAUUGAGUGCAAUACUGACCUUUUCUGCAGUUUUGUAUACUGGUUGGCGUUUCUAAGUGCAAACAUUCUCUGGAAGUAGAAUAGAAUGUACCUCAUUAAUAAAUGGAUGGGCAUCUGUUUUGUUUGUGCCUACUGACUAGCA
Dioscorea cayenensis subsp. rotundata (Guinea yam) is the source of this 1748-nucleotide messenger RNA. Its product is annotated as isocitrate dehydrogenase [NADP]. Lineage: Eukaryota; Viridiplantae; Streptophyta; Magnoliopsida; Dioscoreales; Dioscoreaceae. Gene Ontology annotation, cellular component: mitochondrion. Bases 23 to 1468 code for a protein of 481 amino acids. The record is from RefSeq and is a predicted model, not a curated record. The transcript has 15 exons. Gene Ontology annotation, biological process: isocitrate metabolic process. Gene Ontology annotation, molecular function: NAD binding; magnesium ion binding; isocitrate dehydrogenase (NADP+) activity.